AUGAAUUUGACACAGAAAAAGUAUUCGUUUACAUUAAUUUUGCAAUAUGCUUGCUUAAUGUUUGACGUUGGUGCCAAUUCCUUUGCUACUUUUGCCAGAAGCCGUCCAGCCGAUUUACUAGUUCUUUUCGUGAUUCAAGACUUCUGUUUGAUAACUGCUCUAACCAUUUUACUGGCUAAUUUCUUCUCUACCUACGUGUUUCAGGCAGGUUUGAUACAACUCUUGUACACGCAAUUUCGUAUGACAUUAGUAAUUUGCGUUGCAUACAUUAUGCUGAGUAUUGGUUUGCACUCUUGGCACAUGACAAUCCAUUGGACUUCACCGUUAAGUCAUUUUUGGCCAGUGUCCUAUUACAGCCUUUUUAUCACCCAAAGAUCAUUUGCAGUAUUAUAUUAUUACUUCAGUAAAAGAGCGUCUCUUAGAAUAAGUGAUCCCAAAUUUCAUGAAGGAUCAAAGUGGGUACAAAAGCAGUUUAGCCUCACGUAA
This is a messenger RNA of Copidosoma floridanum, 486 nucleotides long. Its product is annotated as transmembrane protein 138. Lineage: Eukaryota; Metazoa; Arthropoda; Insecta; Hymenoptera; Encyrtidae. The record is from RefSeq and is a predicted model, not a curated record. Gene Ontology annotation, cellular component: cilium.